GAGCUCUUCAAAGCUAUCAAACGGAAAAAGAAGGGAGCUCUCAUUAUUGUCUCAGAUUGUGAGACACCAUCGAAGCGAGAACGUGCAAUCAGGCGAUUGGGAAAAUUUACCGAAAUCACCGUCAGAGGGAGGUGCGAAGCGAAACUCUCAGUGAACAAAGAAACAAUGAGCACCUCGUGCAGAUCAGAUUGCAGCAUUGAUGACCUAAUAGCAACACAUCGAUUCUAUAUUUCGUUUGAAAAUGCUGACUGCAACGAUUACAUUACGGAAAAAUACUUUUCGCGGAUAUCACAAUUACUUUUGCCUGUUGUGCGAAAGAGACGAAUUUACGAAGCCGCAGGCAUUCCUUCGCAAUCGUUUAUAGCAGCAGACGAUUUCAAGUCGCUCGAGGAUUUAGGAAACUAUCUAAAUUUUUUGCGUAUAAACGAUACUGCAUACCUUCGGUACUUUGAAUGGACAAGACAUUUCCGGAAGCCGAACAGUUACAGAACCAAAGCAUUGUGUGAACUGUGCCGAGACAUCUACAAGAAUGAGAGGAUGAUGCUCAGCGAUAUCAAGCAGUACUAUAAAACAAAUCAGUGCUUCAACUAA
Molecule: messenger RNA, 591 nt
Organism: Cylicocyclus nassatus
Lineage: Eukaryota; Metazoa; Nematoda; Chromadorea; Rhabditida; Strongylidae
Source: the annotation of a GenBank genome assembly